CGUUUUAAAUUUGUCGGAGACUCACGGUUGAUUGCACCACGCUACAGUGAUGGACAGUGAUAAGUGCAAUCGGAACACCUCGCCUCCGCGAAUCUAGUUUCGUAGAAAAUGACGAGGGUUUCCAAUUGUGAUAAGAACCGUGGGUCUCCGACGAUGGCUAAACCACCGGGUGAUACCGGAAGUUACGAAUCCGACGGGGAGUAUCUACCCGAAGGGCGUAAGGACAUGGCUGGGACGGGAAACUCGAAAGGGAGCGCAACCUCUUGGAAUAUCGAGGAGGGAAACACAUCAACAUUGCUAUUGGACGAGUUUGCUGACAUGAAUUUAUCUCGACUUCAACUUUCAUCGAAGAAAAGUCUUACACCAAGGAGGCCUUUGUGUUUGUACGUAUUCCUGGUGUUUUAUAUAAGUGGCGCCAUAGGACAGUCAACAUCGCAGUUUCCUAGCCAAAUAUCUCCUUUACUCCAGCUUUUACUCUCUGGUCACAUUACUGUCCGUCCUGUUGAACCUCUGACGUCGAGGCCUGGUAACUCCGAAAUGACAAUUUCACGAGAAGAUACCAUACCAAUAGAUCAGAUUAUAGAGGACGCCGAAGAUUCCGAAAUGGCUAUGGCGAUCGAGCCGUCCUUUUCACGGGAUCAAGCUGCCAUCAAAAUGGAGGGGGAUAUCAUGAUGCCUAUUGAACAGUUUACAGACCUGCAAAGAAACAUCACAAUAGGUUUGAUUCAGGAAACCAUGGAAAUGUUCUCGCAUAUUCGUAGUCAUAAUCAAGCCUUACAUACAGUAAUGAAUGCCAUGGGUGUAGCCACGCUUCCUGUUCAAUCACCCUCGCGUUCAAAGAGAGCCGCAAGACGAGACAUCAAGCGUUUAUGGCCUAAUGGAGUUAUGCCGAUCCGGAUCGCUGGUUCUGGAUUUACAGGCUCACACAGGAGAAACAUCCAGCAAGCUAUGAACCGUAUUUCAGAAGCAACCUGUAUAUGUUUUCGAACGAUAGGCAACAAAGAGGUUAACAGAGGGAUACCUCACGUGCGAAUCAUUAACGGAAACGGAUGUAGUUCAUUCAUCGGGGUAUCGUCGAGAUCCCGAGGAAGGCAGAGAUCCCAGGACCUGCAACUUAGGACCAGUUGCAGAAUUUUCCGAGUGGCCACGCACGAGAUACUCCACGCGUUAGGAUUGUACCACGAGCAAUCUAGACCGGACAGAAACAAAUAUGUGAAAGUGAAUUUUAAUAACAUUCGCAGAGGAAAUGAACACAAUUUCAACCGAUUCAGUGACUUGACGAUCGACUCCAGAGGUGUUCCGUAUGACUACGAGAGUAUAAUGCAUUACAGCAAUAGGGCAUUUAGUCAAGGCAGAUCUAUAACUCUUGAACCAAUUCCGAAUGAAAACCGGAAGAAGUAUUUGAACACAAUCGGAAAGGCAACUGAGAUGAGCAAUGGCGAUAUAGAAAUACUUCGGAAGAUGUAUAACUGCCCUUCGGAACCCUCCACAACGCCAUCGUGUGCUGACUAUCCUUACCGAUUUGCACGUUGAUGAAACAAGAUUUUUUUAUGUUUUACGUGUAUCUCAGUGACCACACUGAAUAAAUGUAUAUUGGCCUGCGA
Molecule: messenger RNA, 1604 nt
Organism: Pecten maximus
Lineage: Eukaryota; Metazoa; Mollusca; Bivalvia; Pectinida; Pectinidae
Product: bone morphogenetic protein 1-like
Exons: 10
Coding region: 109-1533 (474 amino acids)
Biological process (GO): proteolysis
Molecular function (GO): zinc ion binding; metalloendopeptidase activity
Source: RefSeq, a predicted model, not a curated record